Penicillium salamii is the source of this 525-nucleotide messenger RNA. NCBI's taxonomy places the organism in Eukaryota, Fungi, Ascomycota, Eurotiomycetes, Eurotiales, Aspergillaceae. The record is from the annotation of a GenBank genome assembly.
AUGAAAUAUCUUCUCCUACUCAGCGUUCUGUCCCUGUUCAAUGCCUUCACCAAUGCCUUAGCUACCGAUAUCCUCUACUGGCCCCUGGGCUCCGAUCCCUCCCUCCUUGCCCGCGUCUCCUACGACCCGACCUCGUUGACAUCCGACGUCGCCUUCCACCCCCCUGCCCUGAAGGAGGAUCUGGUGCGAAUUGGCCUCUACACCUCUGCUACCCAGUGGGUAGGCAGUCUCGUCUCGGCAUCCUCCUUGAUCGGCAACCCAACCUUCCGCCUCCACCUCGAUUCCGCCCACCAAGUCUACCAUGUCUCCCUCUCUGCUGAGUCAACCACUGCCACUACUCCCCAGGUGGAACUGGUGUUUGGUGAGCCAGGAACACAGCCUCAUCUGAAUCGGCCGAUUGUGGUGAGCCCAGAUGGUACAAACCCUGAACAGCCGGAAGAGAAGAGCCUGUUGCAAAAAUACUGGUGGGUUCUGCUCAUUCUGACCUUCAUUACCAUGUCUGGUGGUGGUGGUGAAGGGCAGUGA